Jatropha curcas is the source of this 1099-nucleotide messenger RNA. Lineage: Eukaryota; Viridiplantae; Streptophyta; Magnoliopsida; Malpighiales; Euphorbiaceae. The record is from RefSeq and is a predicted model, not a curated record.
UGGCUAUGGCAUCUCAAAAUCAGGUUCCUAUCAUCAAUCUUUCAAGAACUUCACUACAUUGUGUGCGUGGAGAACAAGAGUGGCACAAUUUAUGCAAAAGGGUUAGGGAAGCUUGUGAAACAUUUGGGUGCUUUGAGGUGGUUUACGAUCAAAUAUCCCUGCAACUAAGAGAUGAGACCUUCGAAAUGGUCAGGCAAGUUUUUAGUCUUCCAUCAGAGACAAAGAAGAAAAAUUUUAACCCAAAGCCUUAUCAUGGGUAUGCAGGGGGGUACCCAGUAAUUCCUUUGUAUGAGAGCUUAGGCAUUGAAGAUGUCACCAACUAUGACUCCCUCAGAAGCUUUACAGAAUUACUUUGGCCUCAUGGCCAUCACCAGUUCAGCCAAACAAUUAGCUCCACGUUGAAGCCAGUGGAAGAGCUAUGCAAGAUAAUACAAAAGAUGAUUAUUGAUAGCUAUGGAUUGAAAGAAAAAUUAGGGUUGAUAAUGGAAACAAAGACUUUGUUAAGGAUGAUGAAAUACAAAGCUCCUCCAAGUGGGGAAUAUAUGGAUGGACUCAAAGCCCAUACAGAUAAACCAAUGUGUACUCUUUUGUUUGAGGAUCAAGUUUCAGGGCUUGAAAUUGAAACCAAAGAUGGACAAUGGAUUCAACUCUCUCCAUCCACCACCAAUUCCUUUUUCUUUAUUGUUGGAGAUCCUCUUAUGGCAUGGAGUAAUGGAAAAUUGCAUGCAGUGAAACAUAGGGUGAUGAUGAAGGGUGACAAAGACAGGCAUUCUUUUGGAGCAUUUGCAGUUCCAGUAGAAGGGACUAUCAUCAAGCCACCUAAGGAAUUAGUUGAUGGAAAUCAACCCCAGCUUUUGAAGGAAUUUGAUUAUAUGGACUUCAUAAUAUUCUCAUAUUCAAAGGAGGGAAUGACUAUAGAAUCAGCAAAGCAGAUGUUUGCAUUCGCUGGGAACAAUUAAGUAAUCAUUCGUGGAAAGGCUCAAUACAUACAUUCACCCUUAAACUUUGCAAUUUUAAUUUUAUGACACCUUAAAUUUUAUAAAUGAUUUAUCAUACACUUGAACUUAUAAAUUUUAAUAAUAUAACACAUGUUUCAAUA